ACAGUUCAACAGUUACUUAAUGAAAAAUUCACGUUUCUUAUCAGAACAUAUUAGGAUUCAAAUCCAUAUAAAGAACACAAGAACACUCAUAUAGGCACAAGAUGAAGAACCACUUCAAUGUUAGUGCCCUCACCAGCCUGAGCGUUCCUGUGACUCUGGGAAAUGCUUGUGGAAUUGAUUUCAGUCAAGAUGGCAUCUUCCUUCCCGUCCUGUAUGGAAUCUUCUUCAUCAUCGGCACCCCUUUAAAUCUGCUGGCACUCUUUGGGCUCUACAAACUCAUCCAGUCGGAGAACGUUCUUCCAGUUUACGUCAUCAACCUUCUGAUCGCAGACCUGAUUCAACUUCUGACUUUGCCUUUAUGGAUAGAUUACUAUGCCAAUGGACACAUUUGGCGCUUCGGACCCCAGAGCUGUCAGUUCAUGGGUUUGUUUUUUUACAUUAGCAUUUAUUCAGGCAUCUUCUUCAUGUGUAUCAUUGCUCUAGAACGUCACCUGGCCAUCGCUAGACCUCUCAGUUUCAAGUAUCUCCGUAACUUGAAGUUUGCUCGCUGGAUAGCACUCAGCAUUUGGAUUCUAAUUGCGGUGCCACCUGCCAUUGCGUUAAACAAACUCUUUCCCAAGCAGGAAAAUUACACUCUUUGUAUCGAGAAGUAUCCCUCAGAGGGCAGUUUUAUCACCUACAGGCUAAUUACUCUGCUUUUGUCCUUCAUCAUUCCCCUGAGCUUCAUUGUUGGUCUCCAUAGAGAGACUGUCCGCUCGCUGAUGGCAAUCAACUCGCUUUUAUCCGAGGAGAAGAGAAGUAUCAGGGGUCUGCUCACUCUUCUGGUGGCCGUAUUUGUCACGGUGCUGGGACCCUAUCAUUUCAUCGGCUGUUUGAAGUACGUCGGACUGCUGAUACACAACAGUCCGUGUGUUUGGGAAAAGGCUAUGUUUAUGCCCUAUCAGUUAGGACGAGGCCUUCUGAGCCUUAACAGUUUGCUGGAUCCUGUGUUUUACAUCUUUCUCCGCAGAGACUUUCGUGCUACCGCUGGGAAGUACUUGCCUUGCCUGAGGAGAGUGAGGAACAGAUCGUAUCGAACAGAGAAAGUGACAAGCUCUACUCUAGACUGUUCUUAAAGAUUUCCUCCUGGUUAUGUAUUUGAAAUACACUUUGGACAAAGAACUAAGAAACUAUGCCAAACUCAUACAAAAG
Carassius carassius (crucian carp) is the source of this 1191-nucleotide messenger RNA. Its product is annotated as G-protein coupled receptor 4-like. The record is from RefSeq and is a predicted model, not a curated record. Gene Ontology annotation, cellular component: membrane. Gene Ontology annotation, molecular function: G protein-coupled receptor activity. Bases 102 to 1115 code for a protein of 337 amino acids. Lineage: Eukaryota; Metazoa; Chordata; Actinopteri; Cypriniformes; Cyprinidae. The transcript is spliced from 2 exons. Gene Ontology annotation, biological process: G protein-coupled receptor signaling pathway.